Molecule: messenger RNA, 648 nt
Organism: Naegleria gruberi
Lineage: Eukaryota; Heterolobosea; Eutetramitea; Acrasida; Naegleriidae
Exons: 1
Coding region: 1-648 (215 amino acids)
Molecular function (GO): protein binding
Source: RefSeq, a predicted model, not a curated record
AUGCUAGGAAACAUAGGAGCUGAGCAUAUUAGUAAAUUAAAACAACUAACAUAUCUAAAUAUUCAGAAUAAUCAAAUUGGCUCCACAGGAGCUAAAUACUUAAGAGAAUUAAAACAACUAACAAAUCCUAAUAUUCAUACUAAUGAUAUUGACUCUAAGCGAGCUGAAUAUUUAAGUGAGCUGAAACAAUUACAAACUCUAGAAAUAGGUUAUAAUAAUAUUGAGAGUGCAGGUGUUGAAUAUUUGAGUAGCAUAGAACAGUUCUCACAUCUUGGUGUUGCUGCAAAUGAAAUUGUUACUGAAGGAGUUAAAUGGUUGGGUAACUUGAAACAAUUAACAUAUCUUGAUAUUAGCUGUAAUCAAGUUUUUAUUAUUGGUGAUGAUAUUAACUCUGAGGAAGUCGAAAUUUUGACUGGUAUGCAACAAUUACAAUACCUAGAUAUUGGUGGAAAUUAUAUUGAUGAUGAAGGAGCUAAAUGUUUGAGUAAAUUAAAAGAAUUAAAACAUCUUAAUGUUCUUAGAAAUGCAAUUAGUGAGGAAGGAGCACAACAUAUUAGUAAAUUGGAAAAAUUAACAUUUCUUAAUAUUGCAAACAAUGAUAUUGGUUAUCAAGGGAUCUAUUUAAGUAAAAUGAAGCAAUUACACUGA